Molecule: messenger RNA, 498 nt
Organism: Drosophila miranda
Lineage: Eukaryota; Metazoa; Arthropoda; Insecta; Diptera; Drosophilidae
Product: COX assembly mitochondrial protein 2 homolog
Exons: 2
Coding region: 153-395 (80 amino acids)
Cellular component (GO): mitochondrion
Source: RefSeq, a predicted model, not a curated record
AUCAUGGGCACAGGACGAUUAAUCCAUUGUCGACCAAGAUCAAAUUGUUUAAAUUUGAGGGGGUUUAAGUGGGCUUAGUUCGUUCACACAACAACAACAAAAACGUGCUGAAAAAGUUAGGCAAUAGAAAAAAUAGAAGCUGUCAGCUGAAAAUGCAUACGGACUUAGCUUCCCAUUUGCACACGCCGGCCUGCAAUAAACUAAUCGAAGAGCUGCAAGCUUGCCACGACAACAACGCUUUCGGCAGAUUCAUUGGGAUCUGCAACUCCAUCGACGACAAGGUGGUCAAGUGCUUGAAGGGCGAACGCAUCGCUCGCUCCGCCGCCAACCGAGUCAAGGCGCGCGAGAAUCAAGCAAAAUACAAGGAGAAACUUCUGCACGGGGAGACCGAAUAGCAGAAUGGCUGCCACCGCGGAUCCCUUGGAGCCCUUCUACUUCGAGCACGAGGAGCAGCAGCGCAUUUGCGGGAAGCCGGUGAGCCCCAUCACAGAUGGCUUC